AUGCAAGCAAGUGGCGAUCGAAUACUUGGUUUUACAAUCAAAAGCGAAUGCACACAGAUGCUGGGUUUGAGAUGCGUAUCUUUUAGAGCUGCGAGUAAAAACACUUGUGAAAGUAAAGUUUGA
This is a messenger RNA of Chondrus crispus (carragheen), 123 nucleotides long. RefSeq lists its product as hypothetical. The record is from RefSeq and is a predicted model, not a curated record. The transcript has a single exon. Lineage: Eukaryota; Rhodophyta; Florideophyceae; Gigartinales; Gigartinaceae. The coding region runs from base 1 to 123 and encodes 40 amino acids.